GGUUUGACACCUCUAGCUUGUAUGUUUCCCGCGGUUUCCAUCAAAAAAUAAACUAAGGAAAAGCGGCAAAAUUUUACAAGAAGAACAUAAGGAAACGCUUGAAUAUGCCCGCCGGCACUAUCCACACACCAAGCAGUAAAACUAAUACCAAAGAUGCGGUUCAGAAACCAGCGGAGCGCACUUGCACCACUGGCAGCGGUGGCAAGAAGCUGGUCCAGACACGUCUCCCCUUCAAGCUGAUCACCCCGGUUGCAUCAACGACAGCAGCAGCCACCUCCACGUCUUCCAGUACCAGGGCCCAGCCCGAUGGCGAUGCCCUGACAUCGGAGGAGCCUCCGGCACAGGAGCCACGCAAGCGCAGGCUCUCGUACAGCGAAGAAAAGAGCAGCAGCGAUGACACCCCGCAACUCGAUCAGCAGCGGCGCUCCAACAGCAAAGAGAACCUGGCCGUGGGCGCGGCUGUGGCUGUGGGAGCUGUCAAGAAGCCGAAGAUCUUGGAAGUGCUGGCCAUGGCCGAGGAAAUCAUCGAGCUGGACGACGAUGACGACGCAGACGAGGACAUUGAUGAGAAGGAGCAGAAGGAGGAGAAAAAAACUUCAGCGCCAGCGCCAGCUGGUGCCAAAGCAAAGAUUCAGAUCAAGCCGAAGGCCAAGCCGAGGCCCAGGGAGAAGGCCACUACAUCGCCCAUACAAAUCAAGCUGCCGCUGCUGAGCAAACGCGGCUCCAAGCGGCGCAAGUCCGCCAAGAUUCCGGAGGAGGCAUCCGCCAAAGAGGUUGCCCCCCAAGUGGUGCCAGUCAGCGAGAGCGACUCGUGUGAUGAUGUGGAACGCAUUGCCGAGAAGGUGCAUUCCCCAAAGCGGCUGAAAGUGAUGCUGCCCAAAAGCAAGAAGACUGAUCCAGAUCCAGAUCCAGCGGCAGAGAAGUGCAAGAAAGAGGAGGCGACACAGGCAAAGACAGUGGUAAACGGCAAGAGGGAGCUUGAAACGGUGGAGCAAAGCAAGGAGGAGGUGCUGAAUGCUGUGGAGAAGAUCACGGCGGAGGUUGUACAAACUGUGGAAGAGAUUACGGAGCAGGAGAAGAUCAAGGAGCAGAAGAGCAAAGGGGAGAAGGCAGAAACGAAGGUCAAAGAUGCCCAAACAUUGGCAAGCUCCAAGAAGGGGGAUCAGCAAAAGGCCGAAAAGAACAACAAGUCACCGAAAGCCAAGAAACAGGACCCCAAAUCGGACUCCCCCCUGGAGAAGGACGUCCGAAAAGAGGAUCUCGAUGCGACAGGAAAGAGAAAAACGUUGGAUCAACCAACAAAAAAGGCGCUGGACCAGCGGCCAGACCAGCCAGGACGAUUCGCCCGACGAUGA
Drosophila obscura is the source of this 1355-nucleotide messenger RNA. Its product is annotated as neurofilament heavy polypeptide-like. Bases 105 to 1355 code for a protein of 416 amino acids. The record is from RefSeq and is a predicted model, not a curated record. NCBI's taxonomy places the organism in Eukaryota, Metazoa, Arthropoda, Insecta, Diptera, Drosophilidae. The transcript has 2 exons.